AGCAGCGAUCCCGUGUCGCGGUCUGGUCAUCGCGUUCACAUUCGCUCGGGCGGAUCCGUCGGAGUAUCGUGCGUACUUCACACGCCGUAGGCGCCUCUAAGGGGCUUCUUCGCGCGCGCGUUCGCCGCGCACGACAACGCGCGAGGGGCGAAUUCGUCGCACAAUCGCCCACACGAAUCCAGGGAGCGACGGACGACGUAACUGAACUGGAGAACCACCGGGGAGGAUGAUCAAGGCUUUCAUCGUGGUGAACAACCACGCCAUGGUGCGGCUGUGCCGCUUCUACGAGCAGCUCGGCGUGGACAAGCAGGCGGACCUGUGUCAGACAGUGUAUAAGAUGGUGACCGGGCGACCGGACCACCUGUGCUCGUUCGUGGACGAUGAGAAGACGUUCGGCCCGGACACGAAGCUCGUGUACAGGCACUUCGCGACGCUGUACUUUUGCAUAUUGAGCGAUCGAUCCGAGUCCGAGCUCGCGAUGUUGGAUCUGAUUCAGGUGUACGUGGAGACCUUGGAUAAGGUGUUCGAGAACGUGUGCGAGCUCGACUUGAUCUUCAACUCGCCGAAGGCGUACACGGUGCUCGACGAGACGAUCGUGGGGGGGUUAGUUCUCGAGAUCAACAGUCAGAAGGUGAUCGGAGUGUACGAAGAGUUGAUGAAAUUGGAAAAGGCGCAGGCUUCGAUGUUGGAGAGGGUGACAGGGUAGGGUGAGUGAGAGCGGGUUGAACCUUAACUUAGAACGGGCGGAUUGUGCAUCUAUCAUCUAUGGUGACGAA
Molecule: messenger RNA, 776 nt
Organism: Micromonas pusilla CCMP1545
Lineage: Eukaryota; Viridiplantae; Chlorophyta; Mamiellophyceae; Mamiellales; Mamiellaceae
Exons: 2
Coding region: 227-706 (159 amino acids)
Biological process (GO): vesicle-mediated transport; intracellular protein transport
Cellular component (GO): membrane coat; intracellular membrane-bounded organelle
Source: RefSeq, a predicted model, not a curated record